This is a messenger RNA of Salvelinus fontinalis (brook trout), 3831 nucleotides long. RefSeq names its product 5-hydroxytryptamine receptor 7-like. Gene Ontology annotation, cellular component: membrane. Gene Ontology annotation, molecular function: G protein-coupled serotonin receptor activity. The transcript is spliced from 2 exons. The record is from RefSeq and is a predicted model, not a curated record. Lineage: Eukaryota; Metazoa; Chordata; Actinopteri; Salmoniformes; Salmonidae. Bases 330 to 1670 code for a protein of 446 amino acids. Gene Ontology annotation, biological process: vasoconstriction; smooth muscle contraction; chemical synaptic transmission.
UAUUCAUACAAUGACAUAUUUAUUUAAUGUCCUGAAUAAAUCAUUGAUAGAUUUGAAAUUGUUUGAAAUAUAUUUGCUAGUACUCCAAUAUUCAGGGUGUUUCGGAUGUUAUUUUGUUACUCAGCUAUAAUUGCGCUGACAUGCCCCCAGGAGCUGUUAUUUCUAGGUGGCGUCCAGAGGUGAGAGAUGUCCGCAGAAACAUUUUGUAUACAUUUUUCCGCCGUGCGUUUUGAGUAAUGUCCAUAAAAUAGAGCAAUUUGCAUCACACAUGCACGUCUGUGAAUAGGCAUUUUACGGGGUUGCAUGUUCAUGGAUAAAAAUCAACCAGCAUGGUCGUGGAUGCAAAUGGGACUUUAAACCACAGCAACAUGAGAUCUUACGCGACAGAGAGAGCGGAAGAGCCUGGCGCAACUAACAUGAUUUCGGAGGCGCUCGUUCCACACUUGCUGAAGAUUGUGCAAGAGGCGGUGGAGGUGGUGUCCGCCACUUCGCAGUCUUCAACUCUGCUGAUGGAUAAUGGCACCAGGUGCGGGGAACAAAUUCGGAACUACGACAAGAUGGAGAAAGUAUUUAUUGGAGCGAUCCUCACCACGCUCACGCUGUUUACUAUCUGCGGGAACUUGCUGGUGGUGAUUUCGGUGUGUUUCGUGAAAAAGUUGCGGCAGCCGUCCAACUAUCUGAUCGUGUCUCUGGCGGUUGCCGACCUUUCAAUCGCGGUGGCAGUUAUGCCAUUUGUCAGUAUAACGGACCUUAUUGGGGGGCAAUGGGUUUUUGGCCAAGUCUUCUGCAAUGUUUUUAUUGCCAUGGACGUGAUGUGUUGCACUGCAUCUAUAAUGACGCUGUGCGUAAUUAGUAUAGACAGGUACCUGGGCAUAACCAAGCCUCUGACCUACCCUAUGAGGCAGAAUGGCUGUUGCAUGGCCAAGAUGGUGCUGUCCGUGUGGCUCCUCUCCGCCUCCAUCACCCUGCCCCCCCUCUUCGGCUGGGCCCAGAACGUAAACGACAACAAUGUGUGUCUGAUCAGCCAGGACUUUGGUUACACCAUCUACUCCACCUCAGUGGCGUUCUACAUCCCCGUAUCCGUCAUGCUCAUUAUGUACUACCGCAUCUACCGCGCCGCCAAGCUCAGCGCCGCCAAGCACACCAUCACGGGCUUCCCGCGGGUCAGGGAGGAGGAGGCGCGGGGGGAAGAGGAGGAAGCCAUGGAGGAACAGGAGGAGGAAGAGGACAACGUGGACUGUGUGUCGGCCGCCCUGAGGCUCCACAGGGAGGUGGAGGAGUGCACGCGAUUCUCGCGCCUCAUGAGGAGCAACAGGAGGAACAUGUCCAUCUUCAAGCGGGAGCAGAAGGCAGCAGCCACCCUGGGGAUCGUGGUAGGGGCCUUCAGUGUCUGCUGGAUGCCUUUCUUCUUACUGUCCACGGCCAGACCCUUCAUCUGCAGGGCGGACUGCCCUAGCUGUGUGCCCUUGUGGGUGGAGAGGACCCUGUUGUGGCUGGGCUAUGCCAACUCCCUCCUCAACCCUUUCAUCUACGCCUUCUUCAACAGGGACCUGAGGACCACCUACAGUAACCUGCUGCGCUGCCGUUACCGCAAUAUCAACCGCAAGCUGUCUGCCGACGGGAUGCACCAGGCCCUCAAACUGGUUGAAAAGACUCACUCUGUUAUCUAAAUGUGACAAUGGUGUUAUUGUUGUGGUAUUGUGGGAGUUGCCAUCUAAAUGGUGUUAUUGUUGUGGUAUUGUGGGAGUUGCCAUCUAAAUGGUGUUAUUGUUGUGGUAUUGUGGGAGUUGCCAUUUAAAUGGUGUUAUUGUUGUGGUAUUGUGGGAGUUGCCAUCUAAAUGGUGUUAUUGUUGUGGUAUUGUGGGAGUUGCCAUUUAAAUGGUGUUAUUGUUGUGGUAUUGUGGGAGUUGCCAUCUAAAUGGUGUUAUUGUUGUGGUAUUGUGGGAGUUGCCAUCUAAAUGGUGUUAUUGUUGUGGUAUUGUGGGAGUUGCCAUCUAAAUGGUGUUAUUGUUGUGGUAUUGUGGGAGUUGCCAUCUAAAUGGUGUUAUUGUUGUGGUAUUGUGGGAGUUGCCAUCUAAAUGGUGUUAUUGUUGUGGUAUUGUGGGAGUUGCCAUUUAAAUGGUGUUGUGGUAUUGUGGGAGUUGCCAUCUAAAUGGUGUUAUUGUUGUGGUAUUGUGGGAGUUGCCAUUUAAAUGGUGUUGUGGUAUUGUGGGAGUUGCCAUCUAAAUGGUGUUAUUGUUGUGAUAUUGUGGGAGUUGCCACACUGAGGAAGUCUUAGGUCGAUGGUAUCUGCUUGCCUGGUCCUCUACUCAAGAUCUUGCAUGUUCAGACAGUCUAAACCAGGGCUCUCCAACCCUGUUCCUGGAGAGUCACCCUCCUGUAGGUUUUAACUCCAACCCUGUUCCUGGAGAGUCACCCUCCUGUAGGUUUUAACUCUAACCCUGUUCCUGGAGAGCUACCCUCCUGUAGGUUUUAACUCCAACCCUGUUCCUGGAGAGACACCCUCCUGUAGGUUUUAACUCCAACCCUGUUCCUGGAGAGACACCCUCCUGUAGGUUUUAACUCCAACCCUGUUCCUGGAGAGCUACCCUCCUGUAGGUUUUAACUCCAACCCUGUUCCUGGAGAGACACCCUCCUGUAGGUUUUAACUCCAACCCUGUUCCUGGAGAGCUACCCUCCUGUAGGUUUUAACUCCAACCCUGUUACUGGAGGGUAACCCUCCUGUAGGUUUUCGCACCAACCCUGUUCCUGGAGAGCUACCCUCCUGUAGGUUUUAACUCCAACCCUGUUCCUGGAGAGAAACCCUCCUGUAGGUUUUAACUCUAACCCUGUUCCUGGAGAGCUACCCUCCUGUAGGUUUUAACUCCAACCCUGUUACUGGAGGGUAACCCUCCUGUAGGUUUUCGCUCCAACCCUAAUCUAGCCACCUGAUUCUAAUAAUUAGCUGGUUGAAAAAUCUGAAUCAGGUUAGUUACAACUGGGGUUGGAGGGAAAACCUACAGCUCUCCAGGAUCUGUGUUGGAGAGCCCUGGUACGGUAUUGGAGAGGUCUGAUUAUGAAACAAAUAUGAAGCACUCUUUCCAUCUGAAUGUGAGUCCAUGGUCACUGGCUUUGUGUCCGUGACCAUAUGGUUCUUCUUCUGGGCUUUUCCCAGUUGUGCUAUUUGUGAUGAUGUCUCACAGCAAUCAAUGGUGGUUAGCUGUUGCAUGGAACAAAAACAUUUCUGUACAGAAUGUCACUACAACAAUGAUGGUUAGCUGUUGCAUGGAACAAAAACAUUUCUGUACAGAAUGUCACUGCAAUCAAUGGUGGUUAGCUGUUGCAUGGAACAAAAACAUUUCUGUACAGAAUGUCACUACAACGGGCCUCCCGGGUGGCGCAGUGGUCUAGGGCACUGCAUCGCAGUGCUAACUGCGCCACCAGAGUCUCUGGGUUCGCCCCCAGGCUCUGUCGCAGCCGGCCGCGACCGGGAGGUCCGUGGGGCGACGCACAAUUGGGCUAGCGUCGUCCGGGUUAGGGAGGGUUUGGCCGGUAGGGAUAUCCUUGUCUCAUCGCGCUCCAGCGACUCCUGUGGCGGGCCGGGCGCAGUGCGCGCUAACCAAGGGGGCCAGUUGCACGGUGUAUCCUCCGACACAUUGGUGCGGCUGGCUUCCGGGUUGGAGGCCCGCUGUGUUAAAGAAGCAGUGCGGCUUGGUUGGGUUGUGCCUCGGAGGACGCAUGGCUUUCGACCUUUGUCUCUCCCGAGCCCGUACGGGAGUUGUAGCGAUGAGACAAGAUAGUAAUUACUAGCGAUUGGAUACCACGAAAAUUGGGGAGAAAAGGGGAUAAAAA